CGAAAAUGUGAAUUCACACAAUGUCUGCGAAUCUUUAUAAAAUGUUUACAAAACAUAACAUUCUCGCGAACUUUAAAAACUGCCCCCAGAUUUUAAAAUAUGUCAUAGAUUCAAAAAACGCCCAUGAGUUCUGAAAACAUUCUUCAAAACAGAAAGACAUCCAUGCAUUUGAGAAAUUGCACCCAAAUUUUUAAAAAGGUUUGUCCAUUCAAAAAAAUGUUUGCUGAUUGUAAGAACAAACGUCCCUUGAACGUUCCGAAAACCGGAAAGGAGUCCACCAGCGGCCCACUAAAAAAACAAGAAAACCCCGCCAAAUAGGACCGGCCCAGCUGCGGAAUGGGAAGGGAAGGGAUAAUGUUCCUGAAACAUUUCUGAGACGAAGCGUAGAGGCAGAGGUCGCUGAUGGCCAUGAGCAUGGCAGCGGCAGCCUCCCCGUCUUGCUCGCUGCCUCCAUGGCCUGCCUCCACCUCCUCCACACGCAGCAGCCUCCUCCUCCUCCACACCGCCACCGCCACCGUCGCCCGGCGAGCCGUUUCUCCGAGCGCGCGCCGCCUUGGCCGCCCGCGGGCGCUGCCGGAGACGGCGCUGGUGGCGGCCGGGGUGGCGGCGGCGGGGGUCGCCGCCGCCGCCGUCCUCCUGCGUGGCGACCGAAAGACCGACCAGCUGGCGCCCAGUAGGGAGCAAGGCGAGAACCAGGCGGCGGCGACGGAGGAGUGCUCGGCGUGCGGCGGGAGCGGCCUCUGCCCGCGGUGCAAGGGGGAGGGGUUCGUGUUCAAGGAGGUCGGCGAGGAGGCGGCCGGCCGGGCGCGGCGGGCCGCCAAGAACAUGGCCACCCGCUACACCGCCGGCCUCCCCACCAAGUGGACCUACUGCAACCGCUGCUCCUCCACCCGCUCCUGCACCGCCUGCGACGGCGCCGGCGCCGUCCCCGUCCGCGCCACCACCACCACCACCACCAGUUAGCCUAGCCAGAUCUGCCUCUGUUCUCUUCUUCAGUAAUAUAUAAUUUGCUGCAUCCCACUGUUCUUCUUCUGCCAUGAAUCAAUCCUCAUCUACAUCCUGCUGCUACUCAUGUAUCAUGUAUGUAUAUAUAUAUAUAUAAUUAUAUAUAGAUCCAUCCAUGGUCUAUCCUGAUCUA
Molecule: messenger RNA, 1138 nt
Organism: Hordeum vulgare subsp. vulgare (domesticated barley)
Lineage: Eukaryota; Viridiplantae; Streptophyta; Magnoliopsida; Poales; Poaceae
Exons: 1
Coding region: 403-963 (186 amino acids)
Source: RefSeq, a predicted model, not a curated record